AUGGAGAGGAACACAGCAGACCUAGUGACGCAACUCAACGUGGCUCAUGACUUUCCUUACGAUUCUCUCGUACGCUACUGUACUUCCAACGUUUCCGGCUUCCCUCAACCCCCCACUCGUUUCACCGUUUCCCAGUUUGGGCAUGGACAAUCCAACCCCACGUACUUGUUGGAAGUGGGUUCUCAUGACUCCGUCGUUAAGCGCUAUGUUCUCAGGAAGAAACCUCCCGGGAAAUUGCUCGCUUCAGCUCAUGCCGUUGAGAGAGAAUUUCAGGUUCUCCAGGCAUUGGGUGCUCAUACCGAAGUUCCGGUUCCUAAGGUUUUCUGUUUGUGCAAUGAUCCAAAUGUUAUCGGAACCGCAUUUUAUAUCAUGGAAUUUUUGGAAGGGCGCAUAUUCAUUGACUCCAAGUUACCGGGUGUGGCACCUCAGAGGAGGAGGGAAAUUUACAGGGCAACUGCUAAAGCCUUAGCUUCCAUACAUUCUGCUAAUGUGGAGUCCAUUGGUCUGGGAAAAUAUGGUCGACGCAAUGAUUAUUGCAAAAGACAGAUUGAGAGGUGGGCUAAGCAAUAUAUUGCCUCAAGCAGUGAGGGUAAACCUGCAAGUAAUCCAAAAAUGUUUGCCUUGAUUGAUUGGCUACGGCAUCAAAUCCCUCCUGAAGAUUCUUCAGGAGCAACAGGAGGUCUGGUUCAUGGAGAUUUUCGAAUUGACAAUCUUGUGUUCCACCCCACAGAGGAUCGAGUAAUUGGAAUACUUGACUGGGAACUGUCUACCCUUGGUAACCAAAUGUGUGAUGUUGCAUAUAGCUGUAUGACUUAUAUUGCAGAUAUUGGGCCUGAGAAAGUGCGUGAAGGUAUGGAACGUUCUGGACUACCUGAGGGAAUUCCUUCACUACCAGAAUAUUUGGCUGAUUACUGUUCUCAAGCAGAGAGAAAAUGGCCUGUUGCUGAAUGGAAGUUCUAUAUUGCCUUUUCUUUGUUCCGUGGGGCUUCAAUUUUUGCAGGAGUUUAUAAUAGAUGGGUUAAGGGUAAUGCAUCAGGAGGUGAGCGGGCACGACACACAGGAGUACUUGCUAAUGGCCUUAUAGAUGCUGCUUGGGAAUUUAUUGAACAAAAAUCUGUGCUUCCUCAGCAUCCUCCCUCAGAUUCAAAUGCACGAGACUAUUCGAAAGAGUUCAUGAAUGGGAAUCAUGUACAGGGUCUACCAAAUCAGGGGAAGUUUGUUCCUAGUCAAAAGGUUUUGGCACUGAGGAACAAAUUAAUUAAGUUUAUGGAGGAACACAUUUACCCCAUGGAAAAUGAAUUUUAUGAACUUGCCCAAUCCAAAUCACGUUGGACUGUUCACCCAGCAGAGGAAAAGUUAAAGGAGAUAGCAAAGAGAGAAGGCUUGUGGAACUUAUGGAUUCCUCUUGAUAGUGCCGUGAGAGCAAGAAACCUUAUCUUUGAUGGGAGAAAUAAUCAUCUCUCUUCUGAUGCAAAUGACUUGUUAUUGGGAGCUGGCCUCACAAAUCUCGAAUAUGGAUACCUUUGUGAGAUCAUGGGUCGUUCUAUUUGGGCUCCACAAAUAUUUAAUUGUGGUGCACCUGACACAGGUAAUAUGGAGGUAUUACUGCGUUAUGGAAAUAAAGAGCAACUACAAGAAUGGCUAGUUCCUUUGCUUGAGGGGACGAUUAGGUCUGGAUUUGCUAUGACAGAACCACAAGUUGCAUCUUCCGAUGCAACUAAUAUUGAAUGUUCUAUGACAAGGCAAGGAGAUUCAUAUAUUAUCAAUGGGACAAAAUGGUGGACAAGUGGUGCUAUGGAUCCAAGAUGUAGAAUUCUUAUAGUCAUGGGGAAAACUGACUUCAAUGCAGCGAGGCAUAAACAGCAAUCUAUGAUCUUAGUGGAUGUCCAGACCCCUGGUGUUCACAUAAAGAGACCAUUGACGGUGUUUGGCUUUGAUGAUGCUCCUCAUGGGCAUGCAGAAAUAACAUUUGAAAAUGUUUGUGUGCCAGCAAAAAACAUCAUACUGGGUGAAGGACGUGGAUUCGAGAUUGCUCAAGGUAGGCUUGGUCCUGGAAGGUUGCACCAUUGUAUGAGGUCGAUAGGUGUUGCUGAGCGAGGCAUGCAGUUGAUGGUUCAAAGAGCCAUCAGUAGAAAAACAUUUGGGAAGUUCAUUGCUCAAUAUGGUUCAUUUCUUUCAGAUAUGGCCAAGUGCCGAAUAGAGCUAGAGAGGACCAGAUUGUUAGUGUUGGAAGCCGCAGACCAACUUGAUAGGCAUGGGAACAAAAAAGCUCGAGGGAUACUAGCAAUGGCAAAGGUAGCUGCACCAAACAUGGCACUGAAGGUGCUUGACAUGGCAAUGCAAGUGCAUGGAGCAGCUGGUGUUUCAUCUGAAACUGUCCUGGCUCAUCUCUGGGCAGCUUCUAGGACACUUAGAAUUGCAGAUGGUCCAGAUGAAGUUCACUUGGGGACCAUAGCCAAGUUAGAACUGCUGAAAGCCAAGCUUUGA
Molecule: messenger RNA, 2487 nt
Organism: Sphenostylis stenocarpa
Lineage: Eukaryota; Viridiplantae; Streptophyta; Magnoliopsida; Fabales; Fabaceae
Source: the annotation of a GenBank genome assembly